AUGAUGAACGACAUGACUCCUGCUGGGCAGGAGGAAACGAGUGGAUUGGGGAACAUACAAGAGCAUCGAGUAGUAGUGAAGAAGACCAGGAACACUCGCUUUCGUGCUCACCUAUCCAUCACUGUCAUACUUCCUGCUUUGACCUAUGCUUCAGAAACCUGGACGCUUCCCAAGGAAGAAGAAAGUGCGGUGAGGGUCAUUGAACGCCGAAUUGAGAGAGUAAUGCUAGAAGUAUCCCGCUUCACGCAAGUGAAAGAAGGAUUUGAAGUUCACUCCUACGUCAAAGGUCAAAGAUCAGAGAUGCUCCUACACAUCCCCAUAAAAGCAAAAUUACGCGUUUUAACAACAAUCGUUGGACCAGAGCCGUAA
Molecule: messenger RNA, 369 nt
Organism: Necator americanus (New World hookworm)
Lineage: Eukaryota; Metazoa; Nematoda; Chromadorea; Rhabditida; Ancylostomatidae
Exons: 1
Coding region: 1-369 (122 amino acids)
Source: RefSeq, a predicted model, not a curated record